AUGCGGUGCACGACGUACACAGUGGACGUGAUGCGCCGUUUCUGCGACGGGUGCAAUACGGUAAUCGCAAUCGCCGCGGACCCGCUCCGCCGUCUUGGUCACCGCAUUGCCCAGGAGUCGCCUUGGGUUGUGGUUAUGUUCGUCUCCUCCGGCAUUGCCGUUUUUCCGCUGAUCCUCUACCCGGUGCUGAAGCCAUACCUCAUGAAUGACACACGGUGGAUCAAGGAGGAGGAACGUGUGCGUCUAUGCCUGCAGAAGGGUAUUGACCCGUAUCCGUACAUGCGCCACAAAGACUACGUCUUCGGCAAUGUCGUCCCGGCGACACAGUCUGAAGAGGAGGCACCUCUCUCGGCGUCGUGGGAGCACCGGGCGAUGCUGGAUUUCCAGAGAGCGAAGGAGGAGCUGCGUAAGGAGGUCGGCGGCAAUGUGGAAGAUUCCGUCGCGAAGCUUAUGGCGCUGCGUGCGGAGCUGCGCAGGGAAUUUGAGCGCAACCAGCACACUGUGUCGAGUGAGCCGAAGAAUCUCAUUUUCAGGGGGCGGAAGGACGUCGACACACUCAAGUCGUAG
Molecule: messenger RNA, 567 nt
Organism: Trypanosoma grayi
Lineage: Eukaryota; Euglenozoa; Kinetoplastea; Trypanosomatida; Trypanosomatidae
Exons: 1
Coding region: 1-567 (188 amino acids)
Source: RefSeq, a predicted model, not a curated record